CCGACGGACAGACAUAAUGAAAUUGAAAAUUGAUGUGUGUACUAUGACGUGAUGUGACCGAAACGAAUGUUUUGAUUUUUAUAAAAACUUGUACAAUAGUAACAACCAUUCAUUAUUAUUCUGUGUUAUUUAGCUUUAAGUGAAAAAGUAGUUUUCUAUUGCUUGCUAACAAGGGAUUGUUGAUCGAUUGUGUGAUAAUAGUUUAUUCUGUUGACCUAAUUAGUUUUUUGAAAAUGGGUGAUAAAGAAGAUUAUUUGACAACGUACCGGGUGUUUUUUGAAAACUUUGCGGCGACAGUAAAUCCUGAGGACCAGCUCCCUGUGAAUAUCGCGGGCUAUACCAUCACGGAGAGCGAGCUGCCGGGCGAAGUAUUGUACUGGACCACCCAGUAUCUAUCAGAGAAACAAUGUCCCCCGGCCCUAUUGACGCCGCUGCUGCGGAUAAUCCUCGACGAGGUCCGCGUGGCGUCCAAGAAACAACCCGCAGAGUUUGGAUACAAAGCCGACGAGUCUAUAUACGUAGCACUCCGCCUAAUGCAAGCCGUGACCGCCCGCGUCAACGACGUAUGCCUCCGCUACCUGGACAACGCGCGGCUGGACUCGCUGCCGCCGCCGCCGCACCUGCAGGAGCUGCGCACGGUGUCGGCGGCCACCAAGAACUCUAGGCGCGUCAUGGAGGACAGACACGUCGAGAUCGGCAACCUGGAGGCGCUGUUCGGUAUUGAGAGCACAAAGCCAACGGCCUUCUACGCCGUGUACGACGGGCACGCCGGCUCAGCCGCGGCCACCUACUGCGCGGCGCACCUACACCAGUACCUCGUCGAGAGCCCACACUACGCCACCGACCUCCGCAAGGCGCUUAGAGACGCCUUCCUUCGCACAGAUAAUGAUUUCAUCAGAAAGAGCAAUCAGGAGCGAGCCUGCGGCGGCAGCACGGCCGUGGUGGUGGUGGUGCGCGGCUGCCAGCUGCACGCGGCGUGGGCCGGCGACUCGCUGGCCCUGCUCGCCAAGCGCAUGCGGCUCAUGCAGCUCGUGCGCCCGCACAAGCCCAGUCGACAGGAUGAAAAGGAUCGAAUACAAGCGGGCGGCGGCGCCGUCAUGUUCUGGGGCACGUGGCGCGUGAACGGCCAGCUCGCCGUCUCCAGGGCUAUUGGCGACGCCAUGUACAAACCCUACGUGACUGCACGACCAGAGCUCGCGACCGUGGACCUGGACGGAGAUGAAGACUUCGUCGUCGUGGCCUGCGACGGCCUGUGGGACUUCGUCAGCGAAGACGAGGUCGCGCUCGCCGUGUACAGACAGCUGGCGGCAGAUCCAGAUGACUUGAAGGCAGUGACGAAGCGGCUGAUAGUGCAGGCGAAAAGGCAGGGCUCCUGCGACAAUAUCUCCAUAAUCGUGGUGUUCCUGAAGGACCCGCGCGACAUCGCCGCCGACAACCGCCCGCCCAUGGAUCUUGGGCUGGACAACGCGUUGGUGAACGCGUCGCUGCCGCCCUUUGCCGUGGAGGCGGACGCCAAGCACCACGGCAUGGACGGCGCGGCGGCGGAGUGCGGCGAGCCCGAGGGCGAGCUGGCCGACAACGGCGUCGACAACUCGGACAGUGACAGCGAGGACCUCGGCCCGGAGACCGCGGUGGACGCGGACGAUCUGGACGCGGAGGCCAAGAACCACGUCGCGCCGCCGACACCUCCAGCUCACACAGUGGAGGCGAGCCACAUCGACGGUGCCCUGGCGGAUAAUGUAGGUGAGAGCGGCGAGGAGUCCGAAGACGAGUGGAACUACUUCAAGGGAGAGGGCGAGCGCUCGGAGCAGCAGCGCAGCGAGCCUGACGGAGACGACCAGGAGGAGCCGCCGCGCUCAGAGACGCCCUGUCAGGACAAUUCUGCCUGGGAAAGCAGUUCAGUCGACAUGAACAGCUCCCCCCUCAACCCUGACGCCCCGCCGUUUGUGCCCGGCACAGUAGCCGGAGCAGACAUCCUCCUGGCCGAGUCCCCGCGCAAGCCACAGCCAAUGGAUGACAUUGAGCUGCCAGACGUUAAACAGUUUGAGACAGAAGUGGUUCGGCGGCCUGCUGAGCUGCUAGACUUGGAUAAUUGUGAUCAGUUAAAUGGACACCAUAAUGUAUCAAUUGACGGGAUAACAGAACAAUUGAAUGGGAAUAACAAGAACACCCUGGACAGCCUCGGCUUUGGGUUCAGUGUGGGCGUGGAGCCUGACAAGGCAAAGGAUAUCAGUCUCAUUCAGGACUUCGACAGAAUACAGAAAGACACCACUGAUUUCUGUAAUAUACAGGUAUUCCAGGCACACUCUGAAACAAAUCCGUUCGCAUCAGAUGACAAUGAAGAGUUACUAGAAAGAUUGAAGAGCAAAGAGCGAGACCCGAUGAGUAUGAGCUUCUACCAGGAGAAGGACGACGACACAUGCGAGCGCCUGCUCGACGGGCCCGUCGACCUCAACGCCGUGCGGCAGCUGCCCGCCGCCGACGACGACCACGACGACAAGGAGAACGUCAGCCCCCGCCCCGACAACGACCACCCCCUGCACAACAACGACCAAUUCGACCAGGGCGCCAACUUCAUAGACUACGUCAACAACUCGAACAACCUACAGAAUUUCCCCAACAUAGAUCUACAGACCGACCGCCCGCCCCAAGAUAACGUCGUGCAGACGGACACGCCCGAAUCUCACAAGCUCCUGUUCGAACAGAUACCCGAAAUACCAGACGGCAAGAGCUCCGAACUGGGCUUCAACGAGGAUAUUCAGGACCAUUCGGAUCGAGCGAGCACACCGCAGGAGGAAACGUCGCAGGAUGUCGAAAUGGAGUGCAAACCGGAGACGCCCUGCGAGCCCGCCUCGCGCCCCGAGUCGGCGCAGGAGCCCCCACAGACGCAAAACGAAAUCGUAGAGGCGGAACACGCUCCUUUUGAAGAGCUUUGUCACCGGGCGGAACAUACAGAUAAUCUACUGGAAAACGACCUGCACGAAUCGCACCCUACCGAAAAUCACGAGCAUUCCAACGAGCACAUGGCGCCGUCCCCCGCGCCCGCGGACCGCGGCGACGUCACCCCGGAGCCGGCGCACGAGCUCCAAGAGAACGUUAAGGCUGAAAUACACAACUACGACAGGAUCGACGACCACUUCGACGUCGGCGCCCCGCACGAGGACGACGCGAUCGAGCCCCGGGACGCGGAGACGCCCCACGACUUGCACGAGGAAGUCGACCUCCUGUCGGCCACCGCCCACGAGAGCGAGGCGCCGCUGUCGCCCGCGCCGCACCACGAGGAUCUGCUCGCCGCCUCCCCCGCGCCCGCGCGCUCCCCGCUGCCGGCGGCCAGCCCCGCGCCCGCGCACACGGAGCUCCUCGCGGCCGCGUCGCCCGCACCCUCGCCGCUCCCCAGCGAGCCGGCCCCGCCGGCCAAGUCUCCCCUCCCGGCGACCUCCCCGCUGCCCGAGUCUCCCCUCCCGGCGACUUCCCCGCUGCCCGAGAUUCCCCUCCCGGCGACCUCCCCGCUGCCCGAGUCUCCCCUGCCGGCGACCUCCCCGCUGCCCGUCGAAUCGGCUCCCCCCGUAGACUUCGAGAUUACGAGAGAAUCCCCGCCGCCGGUGGAGAUCGAGUCGCCCGCCCCCGAGGCCGCGGCCCCCGCGGAGUCGCCGCUCCCCGCCGAGCCGGAGCCGCGGCCCGAGACCGCGUCGCCCGUCGCCGCCGCGCCGUCGCCCGCGCCGCCCGUCUGCGACCGCCUCACGCCCGAGCUCCCCCGCGAGGAGACCGCCGCGGCGCCCCUCGAGGACCGGCCGCGGACGCCCGAGGCCGCCUCCGGCCCCGCCCCCGACAUCGUCCCCGAGGAGCGGACCGAACAAUCGCACCGAGACCUCGUCACGGAUAUAGAUAUCGGCAUCCCCGAGUCGCACGCUCAGGAAAUCUGCGUCCCCGUCACGAGCGAGAUCAUCGACGAGGUCGUACAGCUGCCCGCCGGCACCCCGCCGCCGACGCCCGCCGUCGAUAUGAGCGCGCCGCCGCUCGAGGCGCCGGCCGCCGAGCCCGCGGCCACCGAGGCCUCGCUCGCAACGGCCGCCGCCGUCGGCGCGGCCGCCACCGCCGUCGCCGCGACCGCCGCGGCGGUCGCCAAGGCGAAGACCCCCGCGAAGAAGACCGCCGCGUCCCCCGCCCCGAGGCCGGCCGCGACCCCCAAGUCCGCGACGAAAGCGGCCGCGCCCGCCUCCGCCGGCAGGAAGCCCGCGCCCGCCGCCGCCCGGCCGUCGCUCGCCAAGUCCCCCGCCGCCGCCGCGGCCGCCAAGCCGAGGGCGCCGGCGGCGAGGCCCUCGCCCCGGCCCGCCGUCAAGAGUUCGCCCGCGAAGGAGGCGCCGGCGGCCGCCAAGCCCGCCGCGCCCCGCGCCGCCCCCGUCCCCCGCGCGGCGCCCAAGGCCCCCGGCCCGCGGCCCGCGCCCGCCGCCGCCGCGGCCAAGCCCGCCGCCCCGCGCGCGGCCCCGGCGCCCCGCCCGGCCCCCCGCCCCGCCUCGAGCGCGGCGCCGCGCCCCGCCGCCCGCCCCGCGCCGCGCCCGCAGCCGCAGCCCGCCAAGCCCCGGGAGCUGAAGCCGGCCGAGAAGAAGCCCCUCCCGAACGGCGACGCGAAGGUGCCGCCCCCGAUCAGGAGGGUGCCCGUCGCCGCGCGACCCGCGCCCCGCCCGGCGACCGCUCCCGCCCCGGCCCCGACUACCAAGCCCGCCGCCCCUCGGCCGGCCGCCCGCGCGCCGCUGUCUGCGCGCGCGCCGCUGGACAAGCAGAGCAAGGACCUCGCCAACAAGCGCAUCACCGCCAAGGCCGCGCCGCCCAGGACUGCCCCCAAUAAGACGGCUCCCGCAAGCAAGACGUCAGCAGUAAAGAGCGUGCCCAAGAAGCCGCUGUCGAAGGCCACCAACGGGCUGGUGAACGGCGCCGAGCUGAAGCCGCCGCCGUCGCCGCCGGCCGCCGACAACGCGCUGCUGCCCGACGUGAUCGCGUGAGCGGCGCG
Cydia amplana is the source of this 5008-nucleotide messenger RNA. RefSeq lists its product as uncharacterized. The record is from RefSeq and is a predicted model, not a curated record. Bases 234 to 5000 code for a protein of 1588 amino acids. Gene Ontology annotation, molecular function: cation binding; protein serine/threonine phosphatase activity. NCBI's taxonomy places the organism in Eukaryota, Metazoa, Arthropoda, Insecta, Lepidoptera, Tortricidae. The transcript has 15 exons. Gene Ontology annotation, biological process: peptidyl-threonine dephosphorylation.